Bombyx mori (domestic silkworm) is the source of this 9933-nucleotide messenger RNA. Its product is annotated as titin. NCBI's taxonomy places the organism in Eukaryota, Metazoa, Arthropoda, Insecta, Lepidoptera, Bombycidae. Bases 558 to 2801 code for a protein of 747 amino acids. The transcript has 9 exons. The record is from RefSeq and is a predicted model, not a curated record.
GGUAAAACAGUUAGAUAUUAAAACGAAAGUAGAAAGCUAGUAGUAGAAAUUAUACCACAUAAUGCAAACUAAACGCCAAUGGCCCCCCAAAACGUAGAAUUUUUAAAUUUAAACAUGGCAGCCCUUCCAAAAAAUGUUCGCGUGCGAUUUGCAUUCUUUUCCAGCGCAUUGGCGUUAUUUUGUUACAUUGGUGUAAAUGAAAAAUGAACAAUUUACUUUAAUAAUUUCAAAUUAAAAUAAAAACAACAUAAUGAACAGUGUCGUGUUGUUGUGCUAAGUUAAUGCGAUGUCGGUUUUUUGGUCGAAAGAGUCACAAUGACCCUUGAGUUCACGGCUGCAAUUACGAGCGCAUCGUGAUACUGCCCAAUAUGGGAAACAAAUUAAAAACAUUGUCGUAGAUUAGAACGUUAGUUAUUUAAAUAAAACUUACGGACUCGUUCACAGUGUAGAUCGUUGAAAGUAAAUGUUUUUUUUCACCAUGGUAAAUUUAGUCAUUGAACCUGCGGGUGGCGUGGUGACUGUGCUGUGAGUAGUGAUUCGGAAAUAUGUAAAUAAACAUGAACGAUAUAAGUUUGAAAACAGUACCUCCGAAGGAUCAAGCCGGUGUCGUGGAAACGCCGCCAACUGUGACCAGCGGAGAAAACGAUGUGGAUCCCUUAGUAAUUAACGAAGUUUUGACGAAUACAGAAUCAUUGAAAGAACAGGAAGGAGUCGAAGCGCCUCAUUCUGAAGAAAAGGCGGGAAUCUGUGAUGAAAAUGCCAAAGAAAAGAUUGUAAACCCAUUGGAGAUUGAAGAGUGUGAUAAAGCAGUUGUAUUGCAGAAUGAGGAACCUGAUGAACAAAUAAACGAAGAAACAAGUUUGUCAUCUUUACCAGUAGAAGAUCCUGUAGAGACUAUAACAAAAAACCCUGAGCCAAUAGCUGAGGAUGUUUCUACAGUCAAGCCUGCAGUGACUGAAGAGCAAGAGAAAACUGUUGUCGUUGAACCAGAGCCUGUAGCACCUGCUGUUACUGUUCCGGUUGAAAUAAAAGAGGAACCGAUUAUUGAGGAGCCGAAGUCUCAAGAACCGGAGCCUGAUGUAGAUAUGACAGAGACUGCACCGAUAGAGGAGAAAACUGAACACAAAUUUGAUUACAAGCCAAAAAUUCAACCCCUCAACGGUGAUAUUAAGGAAGAGCAAGGCGUUAAACGUCGUUCAAGCGAAGAAGCCGAAAGCGAGUCCCCCCCUAAGAAGCUCUGUCAAGAAGUAGAGAAGACCUUCCCGCAACAUGACACUAUGAUUAACGACUACAUACAGACUGCGACAAAGAACAGCGUCGACGAAAUACAGAGGCACACGGAGCAACUUCUCUCGGAGAUACAGACGCUACGAGAACUAGCACAGAAGAAGGAACACGAGUGGAAUAACAUCUUACACCUGAAGAAGGUCAAGGAAGAGAUCCUCCUGAGGCUGCUGAGGCGAAAACAGGUAUUGUCCUUCGAGAAAGCGCCCGAGGUGAACGGCUCAGACAGGCCGGACCCCUUCGACUACCUGAACCAUCCCAAGAACUUGGCGAUUGACAAAAGCGACGAAAUAUCCGGCCUAGCCAUAAAACCGCCCGGAGGAGUUAAUCCUAUGAUGCAGGGCCCCGUGAUGCCGGUGACGUCACACUUCAACCCCCUCACCGGCCUGCCCCCGCCGUACGACAAGGCCCACCUGCAAUCGAUGCCGAAGCCAGUAUUCCCGCAGAUGAUGAUGCCCGGGCCGUUACCGGGCUUCCCGAGGGACAUGAACGGACAACUGCCCGGCUUCGGGCUGCCCAUGGGCCGCCAGGGUCCCACCAAGGACGUGAAGUCGAUAAUCGCGGACUACCGGCAGCGGAACCCGGAGAUCACGCCGCGGAGAGGACGCCGGAUGAAGUCCAUCCUGAACCCCAACAUGAUGAACGCGCCGAGACCCAUCGCGCCGAAGAUCGACAACAUGAGCAACUUGAACAACCUGAAUAUGCUGUUUAACAACUUGGAUAUGAACCAAAAAGCGAUGUUAGAGCGUCUCCAGCAGAUGCAAGCGGGCGGCAUUCCAAACGGUCUCUCCUUCAAGGACGUGCUCGUGCAAUUCGCGAACAUGCAGCAGAACCCCAACAUCCUGCCGACCAGACCGGCGGAGACCAUGACGAGGCCGGAGCACAUCAGACCCGACAUGAGAAGGAGACAGGAGAGGCACGAGGAACACAUGAAGCAAGCGGAGAGGAUGGCCGCCUCCAGUCCGAGACUGCCGCCGCCUCCGCCCUACCCUGAGAUCUCCUUGCUGCCCGUCACCACGGCACAGGACACCUCGUCCCAGCAGAAUUCACUCCUCCACGGGAUCCUGACUAAGCAGUCGGCACCCGCGUCUCAGUGUUACUCGCCGACGUUGGCUAAACUGCUCACAUCGCCGGAAAGGAAACAGGCGUCAACGUUACCCACAUUCGGUCAGGCCAAGAAUUGCGGGGAAAUAACGAUAACGCCUGUACAACCGACGCCGCCGCCCACCGAGGCUCCGCUUGUCAAGACUGAAGAAGUUGUGCAGCUGGACGAUGAAGAGAGCCCAGCAUCGGAGGGCGAGCCCUGCGGGUCGCCGGGCGGGUCCGGGCGGCUCGUGAUCGACGAGGGGGGCGGCGGUGCGGGGGGCGGCGCGGGGGCGGAGGACGCGCCGCUGUGCCAGGGCUGCCGGCGCCGGGACGCGCAGUUCGUGUGCGCCGGCUGCGCCAACCAGUGGUACUGCAGCAGGGACUGCCAGGUCGCAGCUUGGGAUGAUCACUCAGAAAUGUGUUCCGGAUAGGAUGCGAUUGUGUUGUGUGUGAGCGCUCACAGGCUCACGCCGCGCGCCGACACCGAGCUAAUGUUGGCCGCAUCGUACCCCGCUCUGAAACUGAAGGUCUUCGUCAAAAGAUGACAUUCAACACUGUGCGGGCGUGGCUCGGCGGAAGGGAAUCGACCAAGACGCGCGCUUGCAAAUAACAUCGUAUAGUCGAUAGUAAAGAGCGGGCACGUAUCGAUUUUUAUCGACUAAACAUAGUAGUGUUUCCCCUCACUAUAGUCAAUCGAUAGUGACGUCCAUCGUGAAGUAAAACAAUAGAAGCAUGUUAUUAUCAAAGUAGUCGAUAUGGAAUUUAAUUGGCUGCGAUGAAUGGACUCCCGUCUUCCUUUCUGCGGAGAUGCGUCCCUGGCUUCAGCGACAGCGGACGUCGCCGCGCGUGCUCAUGGCAACACUGUGAUUUGUACGGAGAAAGUGCUUUUAUUCGUAAUCGAAGUGUUAAAUGUUAGCGUGCUAAGUAUGAAACCAGUUUUAUUUAUGUAAGCAAAGUUGUUGUGACUAAAAAAAAACUUUUGUAAUUUUAUUCGGUAUGUGCUGCAUCGCAUUUGUGUCUGUGAUUGUACCGUCGACUGAAGAUGUUUGGUAUGAAUAAAUCUAUAUUUAUAUAUAGGUAUGUGUUACGUUACAAAUGCGAUUGAUGCUCUGAGAUAUCCCUCGAGGCAAUACUAGGCUAUGUACUUGCUAGCGGUGCGGCAGGUAUCACCAAGUUGCCUAUUCUGCAGCUAAGUAAUCAUACGGUCCUCGAAUACUUAUGCUUGGACCUCAUGUCUCAAGAGGGCGAUAUUGACGUUGCUAUGUUUAUAGCACUAUAGCCCCUCCACAGAAACUAGGACGCGGGAAUGCUUCGCUGCAGGAAAGAGUAGAGAUAGAGAAAUAAAAAAUACACGAUAUGAGAGCGGCGGGGUUACAUUCGAAAACGAGGCUGGCAACACAAGUUGACUUCUGAUGAGAUUGUAGUAAUGCACUCAUGUUCUCUGGCAACCCCUCAGCGACUCACCGACCAACGACGGUUGUAGUGUUGAUUGUUAGUUCUAUAUAUUGUUACGCGCUGGGGUUCGGGAUAAAUAUAACUUCUACCGAAGUACAAAUUAAAACUAUUUAACACUUACACACUUACUUUACAAUUCGUAAUUCGCUUCAGGCGAUCCGUUCGCUGUUUCGCUUCGAGUAUCUCUGCAACGGUUUUAUAGUCGAUAGGAUAUCUCAACAAUUAUCGAGAACAUCCUUGACGGGUCGAGGAAAUGCGCUUCCGCUAUCUGACGAUAGAUGGCGUUGUACUUCUCGAGCGUUCUCGAGUUUACUAGUUCCUUUGAUAUUCGCUUCUGCCAUUCGACGACAGAUGGCGUUGCUCUUAUCGGCGUAACAAUAUAUAAGCUUCCUGUAUGUAACACUAAAUUUGUAAAAAAAUAGAUAUGUGAUAGAAUGACAGUAAUAAGCUCGUGUCUAUUGUCUAAUAGGUAGCUGUGCAGUCUUUUCGCUUAUCGGCCGCCGGACCGCAUACCGAAUAAAAUAUACAAAACUAUCAAGUUACAAUAUGAGUUUUUUUUUUUCUUUUAAUAAAAGUACUUUUUCCGUGCAAGUACUUCGUCUCAAAUUAAUUGUAAUAAUACUAUAUGAUAUGUAGUGUCGUUAAUUGCCUUAUAAAUAAUAUAAAUUAUGUCGUAAUCGUAAGUGAAUCUCUAUAGGUCUUAUCAGCGCUUGUGAAAUUUAGAAAACUUUUAAAAAAAAUUACCUCACGACGAAUGUUAAUGUGUAAUGUUUUGAAAUGUGAGAUAUUUCCCGCUGGAGACAUUCGCUUUAUAGGGCGCCGAUAAUCUUGAUACUUUAGUAAUAAUCAUCUGAAGUCUUUUGGUCCGAGGACCAGAUAUACUCUUCCAAUUACGAAGUCCCCUUUGACACUUCUUAGAAUGUACCUCUUCACACGUUACGCUUAAUCUAUACAUAUAAAUAAAAUUGGAGUGUCUGUUUGAUAUAUUAAAAUAACCGCUUUUUACUACAUGCCUAUGGUACAUACACCAAAAUAACAUUUUUUACCAUUUUUGUCUGUCUGUUUGUUCCGGCUAAUCUCUGGAACGGCUGGACCGAUUUUGACGAGACUUUCACUGAUAGGUAGCUGAUGAUAUAAGGAGUAACUUAGGCUUAACUUUAUUUAGACUAGCUUCGUCCCGCGGCGUAUAGAUUAGCAUCAACAGUUCGAUGUUUUAAAUUGAACUUCAAUUAAGUUUACUCCAUUCAAUAAGCUGAAGAAGUUUUUUUAGUAUGAUAUUUUUUCUAAUUUGCUAACUUUAAAUUGCUCUCCUGUAAAGUUGUAAAAAUGUCGCUUAAACCUAAAAGCCUUUCAUCUCUCGAUGUUAUAGAGAUUCUGACCUCAAAAUGGACAGUGAGGUCGCGAGGCUAUUUAUCGUUAUUCCAACAAAUUAUAUCGUUUUAUGCAGAGUUUGGUCUGAGACAUUCAUGUCUAUCUCACGUUGGCACACUUAACUGUUAUUAGAUAAAAUUGUUGAUUUCAAAGAUAAUUUUACUUUAGUGAUCUGUCCUAAAUAACAAGAAGUACUCAGGAGUUUUUAUUAUUAUUCUAUAUUGGAUUUGCGAAGUAAACACUUUAUCAAUUUCCAUGUUUUUUCCGCUUUGAAACAUGUAAAAGUCAAACUCGAGCCGCGGAGAACUCCAACUAUCAAAGGCUGUUCGACUUUAUGUCGCCUACAUUAAGGUCGAUUUUUAAAGGAUUUUUAUCAAUACGAUAAUAUUGAGUUGAGUCGUUAACUUGGCCACACUGUAGCGCUUAACCUUCUGUAAAUGGACCAGGACAUAAACUCAAAAAAAAAAAACAGAAAAAAACUCAACAUUCAUCCACCGGUGUGACCAUUCUAAAAUAUUAUAAAAAUUAACAAAAAGUUGUUGUAUUCAAGUUCGGUCUCUUUAAGCGAGUGUCUUUCAGUUUAAAAAGAAAGAAAUAAACGCCUAAAUAUUAUAUAAUCAAUUGUGUUAAGAUCGUCCUAUAUUUAAGUGAGAUGUGUCAUAAAAUUAGUCUGAUUGGUUUUUUCCUCAGUAUUUAUUACUAUUAUUUAUUUUUGUAUCGCAUAAUAAUUGUAUUCUAAUGACGCUAACGGAUGUGACGUCGACACGAAGCCAACGGACGUUGGUAGAAUUAUAAUUUGUUUAGUAGAAAUUAUAUAUUAUACUAAAUAAAUUGAUUUUAGUACUAUGGCAACCUUAUAAAAAUAGUAUUAUUUGAUUUAAUUUGCAUCACAAACGCGUGACUUCUAUAAUAUAUUAGUAUUUAGAUAUAACAAUAGAAUAGAUUCGCAUAUAAAAUCAAAGGAAAAUAGAUAUUUGUUUGUUCCUAAAAAUAAAAUAUGGUUGUACUAUUAUAAUAAUGGACUCUGUGUUAAGUAAAAUUAAAUUUAAUAAUCUGAAUCGAUCACUUGUCUCGCUCAUGUGAUCCUUUAUAUGCACCAAGUGAGAGUGAGACGGAAUUGUGAAGAACGUUUAUAUAGACAUCGGAAUUGGAAAUAUAACUUUAAGAUAAAUAUAAAGAAAAGUAAUAUAAAAUGUUAAUGUGUUUUUAAGAAAACUUUUCACAUACAUAUUGUUUUUCUGUUUUGUCUUCAGAUAAAAUUUGCGAAAAUUCUUUGUCCUUUUAAAUAUGUCUUCGAAAAAGCUUACCCAACAAAUAUUGUUUACUUCAAAGCUUCAAAUUUUGAUUGUCCCUUUUUUGUAUCAAUUUAAAAAACUCGUAAUAAGUGUUAUAUGUACAGAUAAAAGUGUCGAAAAAUAUAUAUUACUUUUUUUUUAUAAACAAAACUGUACAGUGCCAAAAUAGGAAACGGUCUUGUAGAACGCGUAUCAAUAGACUAUAAUAUUAUUAGUGUCGUUUUAAUAAAACCCCGUGCGUUGAAGUGUUCGCUACAGUCGAGGUUCGAGUCCGGUCGGUUCGGAAGUCAGAGCCGGAAAGAAAGGGAAUAUACAAAAAAAAAAAAAUUUAAUACAUUCUAUUUUUGUAGUGCUAACGUUCUUUUUUUAAAUGUCGAAUCUAGACUAUUCGAACUUUGAAUUUCGUCAGGCUGAUUCCGUGGACGUAUGCUGUAUGCAUUGAUCGAAAUGCGGGUUUUAUUAAAACGACCAGCAAAUGUAAAUGACCAAUGAUACUAAAAAAAAUUUCUACACACAUACAUAUAUUUUUUCACAUCACGAUAUUUAUAUACAAUUAUGUAUAUGUUUAUAUAAAUAAUGAUUACAGACAAAUGAACUCGAAUGCGUACUAUUAAACUGCGUAUGUUGAAAGUGAAUAAGGACUGUUUAUAUUGUUUAAAAAAAAAACAAUAUGAGAGAGUACGUUGAAUUCUUCGGUUAAAAUUGAUUUCUGAAAAUGUACUUUUUCAUUUCAUUUUUGAAGGUAGCGAACCAAAUGAGCUCAAACGUCCAAAAGUAUCUUAAUUUUUUUUUCAUCUAUUUACUGAUUUAGUGGUGAUUGGGUGCUAGUGCGGGUGGGAGUCUUCUUCCGAGUUGAAGAGUAGGGCAACUCUUAUACCGUACAAACUAGAUCUCGACCUCACGUUCUAAGCUGAGUGGCGGCAUUCACGCAGUGAUGACCUUGGGCCCCGGCAACCACUUAACAUCGCUUGUGUCGUGAGCUCGUCCACCCAUUUAAGCAAUAUAAGGAAAAAAAUUCCAUCACUAUUUCAAGAUUCUAGAACAAUUUUUUUCUUUAAUUGUUGUACGGUUAUAAAAGAGAGGAUACAGUAAAGAUUACUUUUUUGUAAAUACGAAUGGCGGGUCGUUAUCGUCUCAUUGUACCUACCCCAGUAAGGCGCGAUAACGGAUUGAUUUCGGUGAGAUUUUGUUUUAACUUCGACAUUGGGAAGCGAAUCUUCCAAUUGAACAAGAAUCUGCGUUGGAUUUGCCUGCGCUGACAAAGUGUAGAUUAUUUUGUAUAAUAGUAAAUAGAGAGGUGAAAGGGUAUUUAGUUUUAGCGACAUUUAUCUUUGUAAUUGAAUAUGCAAUUUCGAAAAGGGCACAUGUCGCAUAUUUUGUGAAAUACGUUUUUUCAUAUACAUGUAGUUUUGAGGCUUACCUACACCCAUUUUAUAAUAAUUCCAGUUAUUUUCAUUUGCUAAUUAACACUAAAAUAUAUCACAAAAGUUAAUAUUUUAAAUUUUACGCUGCUUUAGAAAAUAAUUUGUUUUUUUUCAUUGCCUGAACAUUUUACAUUUUCAGAGAUGUGCCCUUUUCGAAAUUGCAUAUUCAAUCAUAGUUACGUUUUAUUUGGUAUCAACAUUAACAGUUCGGUGGUUUUUAAUGGAACUUCAAUUAAGUUUACUCCAUUCAAAUAGCUGAAGAAGCUUUUUUUUUGUGUAAAGUUCCAAAAAUGUCGCUUAAACCAAAUAAAUAGCCUUUUCUCCCCUCGAUUAAUAUUUGUAUCUGUAUCGACACAUUUCUAGGAAAAAAAAACACAAUAAGGGUUUUCGAACUCGGAAAAAGCACGUGCUAAUAAUGAAAAUCGAAAACGAAUUAUUAUUCGGUUCAUUGAUUCUUGCGAGAAUUUUUUGGGUUCGAUGUUAGAGUUAAAACUUUGAGCAGGCAGGCAGGCAGGUAGGCAGCGGCUUCGCUCUGCACCUGGCAUUGCUGACGUCCAUGGGCGACGGUAACCAAUCAGCAUCAGAUGGACCGUAUGCUCGUCUGCCUACAAGGGCAAUAAAAGAAAAAGAAAUGAGUAUUGGUUUUUUUUUUAUUGCUUAGAUUUACGUACGUACAUUUUGUAUGUAAAGUAAUGUGAGUGCUCAAUUUUUUUGUUGUUUCAAAAAUCAAUUUUAUUGUACCGUGUAGUUGGGUUGCGUUUCGCUUGGGUGCCUUGACCUCUACUAUAAUAUUUAAAUCAAUUAUUGUUGUAAAAUAAAUGACUAUUGAAUUGAAACUAUAAUCCAAAUUCAAUAUUUUCAAAUCGUAAAAUUACCUAAGUAAUUCAAAUUUAAGUAUGUUUUUUUUACUGUCUCAUUUUUUUAUUGUCACCCCUUUGAUAAGGUUUUAAUAUUUUGAUGUAAAAUUUGCAAUUUUUUUUUAUCUUACAGAUUACUGAAAUGGGAACAACUAACUUAAUUUUAAAAUAAACCAAAAAAGUCCAUUAAAACAAUUUUCUUCGGUUUUCGCGACCCGCUCAUAUAAUUAAUAAGAUUACUUUGAACUUUACGUUUAAUUAAUCGGUUUUUAUGUUUUAAUUAAACUGUUUUCGUAUAACCGACGAUAAUCUAGUUGCAGUAGUUUUGUAUCCGGUGGAGUCUAUUUGCUGUACCCUACUCACUGUCGCCUUGCGCUUAUGCAGUUUCAACUGUAUGCUUAGUGCGAGUUAACGUUCUCGAUAACGUAAACGUUAACCCAACUUUGUAUGCAGUUGGAACGUUUGCGUUCGUUUGCCGCUAGGGGCGCUGUGCCGAUUGCAUACAAAUUACAGUUAACUUUUACGCUAUCGAGAGCGUUAGGAACUCGCACUAAGGAAACCGGAUUCCAUUCGUACAAAUCAAUGGAAGUUGUUAUAGAGUUAUACCUUUUAAAUCACAUUCUAAUCGCGGCAAACGUUCCAACUCCAUAUAAAUUUGAGUUAACGUUUACGCUAUCGAGAACGUUAACUCACUCGCACUAAGCACACUGAAUCUCUUCAGGGUUUGUAGUACAGCCAAAGGUUUACUCUUUUCGAGAAAUUUGAGUUCGCGUUUGAACCAGCUAAUAACGAGGUCAAGAUUCUUAAGUCGCCAGUACUCUGAACUGAAUCUAAUAAUAUAUUAUUAUUAUGCUCAUUUCGUCAAUGGCGUUCCUGGUGGUAGACGUUUCCACCUUUUCCAGUCGAAAAGAAAUGCUUUAUGUCUUGACAAGUGCCUCGAUUUAUUGGAAAAUUUUGUAAAGUUUUGUCUACAGAAAUUUUUUUUAUUAGAAUUAUGCUCUGUCUGAUGGAAAUCUGAAAUGUUCUAGAACGUUCCGUGUUAUAUAUUGUAUCCGUUAACGCUAGUCACGUGUUUUGUUACCUAUAUUUACUACCUGUUUUAUGUAUUUGUAACUUAUAAUAAUGUUUAUUAUAAGAAAUGUAAUAAAUCAGUACAGACUU